AUGCCUUCCGAUCUAGAACAGCUCAUCGACAUGGGCUUCGAGCGCGAGCGCGCCGAGUUUGCAGUGCAACAGACCAGUAGUCUUCAAGAUGCGAUCGACUGGCUAGAUAAGAACCAGGAGAAGUCCAUUAAACAGAUCAAAGAGGCGCAAGCCCAGGCGUCCGAGGAACCCCCGGCGCUGAAGCCCGGCGAGGAAGCAAAGAGCCUGGUAUGUGAUGACUGCGGGAAGCGGUUCCGGUCCGUGAACCAGGCCGAGUUCCACGCGAGCAAAUCUGGCCAUGAGAACUUCUCAGAGUCCACCGAGGAGAUCAAGCCCCUCACCGAGGAGGAAAAGGCGGCUAAGCUCGAGGAGAUGAAGGCUCGGUUGGCCGAGAAGCGCGCUAUGCAGGCAGAGCAAGAUAGGAUCGACCGCAAGAAGAACGAGCAGAUCCGCAUGAAGGCCACCAAGGAGUCACAAGACAUCAAGGAGGAACUGCAGAAGAAGGAGCGGUUAAAGGAAGCACAGGCGAAAAAGAAGGAGAAACAGGACGAGAUCGAGGCUCGAAAGCGCGUUCUGGCGAAGCUCGAAGCGGACAAGGCGGAGCGAAAGCGGAAGGCAGACCUGGAGAAGGCGGCAAGAGCUGGACAGGCGCCGCCUCCUCUUGUUGCUGAGUCCUCUGGUGCAACCUCUUCAGGGCCUACCACAUCAAAGCCAGCAUCUGCGUACACUGAGACGAGGCUGGCUCUGCAGACACCCACAGGUCGUGUCAUGAAGACAUUCCCAGUAGAGACAACCCUGUUCGAAGUCGCCCACGCUCUAUCACAAGACGGCAUUCAAGUCACCUCCUUCACGCAGAAUUUUCCCAAGAAAGUCUUUGACAAUACGGAUUUUGGUAUGACGCUCAAGGAAGCCGGAAUGGUCCCCAGCGCUGCGUUGGUUGUGAAGUAGAGAGUGAAGUGGGACGUCAGGCGCUGUGGAAUUACCCCCAGCAGUUAAUCAUUAAGGAACAUAUGCAUGGCAUGAGUGAAAGGUGGAUCUUUUAUCAUAGUCCUACGACGAGCCGUAGGUGCUCCAUGUUAUGAAAUUAGAUAAUCAUGACAGUGAUGGCAGCUGGUAUUGCAUGCUAUACCAUAGAACUCGAGCC
Molecule: messenger RNA, 1123 nt
Organism: Lindgomyces ingoldianus
Lineage: Eukaryota; Fungi; Ascomycota; Dothideomycetes; Pleosporales; Lindgomycetaceae
Exons: 3
Coding region: 1-927 (308 amino acids)
Molecular function (GO): protein binding
Source: RefSeq, a predicted model, not a curated record